This is a messenger RNA of Seriola dumerili (greater amberjack), 1563 nucleotides long. RefSeq names its product peroxisomal trans-2-enoyl-CoA reductase (gene pecr). The transcript has 8 exons. Gene Ontology annotation, biological process: phytol metabolic process. The record is from RefSeq and is a predicted model, not a curated record. Gene Ontology annotation, molecular function: trans-2-enoyl-CoA reductase (NADPH) activity. Bases 14 to 910 code for a protein of 298 amino acids. Lineage: Eukaryota; Metazoa; Chordata; Actinopteri; Carangiformes; Carangidae. Gene Ontology annotation, cellular component: peroxisome.
UGAAGAAAGAAGUAUGGCGGCUUCCAGUGUUUUCAGACCGGGCUUGUUCAACCACAAAGUUGCUGUAGUAACGGGAGGGGGCACCGGUAUCGGUAAAGCCAUCUCUGCAGAGCUGCUGGAGCUUGGCUGCAGUGUGGUGAUCGCCAGUAGGAAGGCAGAGAGGCUGGAGGCAGCAGCUCAGGAGAUGAGACAAAAAAUCCCUCCCUCCAGCCCUGCGUGUGUCACUCCCCUACUGUGCAACAUCCGCAACGAGGAUGAGGUGAAGGAUCUUGUGUCCUCGGUGCUGAAGCAGUACGGCCGGAUAGACUUUCUGGUGAACAACGGAGGGGGUCAGUUCAGCAGCCCAGCGGGGCACAUGUCCUCCAAAGGCUGGAAGGCGGUGAUAGACACCAACCUGACCGGGACCUUUCACUGCUGCAAGGAGGUCUACACUGCGUGGAUGAAGCAACAUGGAGGUGUGAUCGUCAACAUCAUCGCUGACAUGUGGAAGGGCUUCCCGGGCAUGGCCCACACGGGAGCAGCAAGGGCAGCAGUGGAUAACUUAACAAAGAGUCUGGCCAUCGAGUGGGCAAGCUCAGGAAUUAGGGUCAACGCUGUGGCACCGGGUACGAUCUUUUCCAAAACUGCGAUGGAGAACUACAAGGAGCUCGGACCAAAUCUUUUCAAGAUGUCUGUUCCAUUUAGCCCUGCAAAGAGGCUAGGAGUCCCCGAAGAGAUCUCAUCAGCAGUGUGUUUCCUGCUCUCUCCUGCUGCCUCUUACAUCUCUGGAGCCACACUGAGGGUUGAUGCAGGACAGAGUCUUUACCACUCCAUCUGGGAGAUACCCGACCACAGCGCAUGGCCUGAGGCUCCAGAGGGAGAGAACCUGGAUGCUCUGAAGGACCUGCUCAAACCACAAAGCAAACUCUGAUGCAGCUCUGUGACAUAGUCUGAGCCUAAUGCAUAAACGCACAAGCCAUUAAGCAUCAUGGAUGUUGAGCUGUACAGACCCCAUAAGGCAUUUUAAUUAAUCACCAUGGUGGCCUGGUUAUUAGAUGGUUGGAUUUAUAAUGCCAAUCUUGUACAUAAUUGUAUGUAAUUAACAGUAACAUGAGAGUAUGAUUAGUUUCCUGGACAAUGAUGUAUGACAUGAACUGUUGAAAUGUAUGAAGAGUAUUUUUUUCUCCAAUGCCUUUGUCAGUUGGUAGUAAACACAAUAGCUACAAAGCGUUUUACAAAAGAAACAAGAAAACAGAAAAAAAAUCACUGAUUUAGUGUCUCUGAUGCAGCAAAGUCAGGAACUACAAUGUAAAAAGCAGGAUUGUGUUCAUUAUCUAUACUUUGGAUUUAGUUUCUGCAGGCUCUGCCUUUUUGUUUCAGGGGACUGAUCAUGUAAUUCUAGAUUUCUAGUUCUAGAUUAUUCAUCAAGAAGAUUCAGUAAAAGGGAUCAGGUGCCUUACAUUGAGUGUUACCAUCAAUGUUACUUUUAACAUCUUAAUGUAACAUGUUACAAAAUAUCUUUUUAUAACAUAAUGAGACAUUUUCUUCUUUAAAUUUUAAUGUAAUGUUCAUUCAAAUGAAUAA